AUGCCUCCAGCAUCUCCCAUCCUGCAAAGGAGAGCCAUCCCUCCUGUAGCCUCCCCUCCUCCCAAACGCGCUGCCCAGGAAGUGAAAAAAUGGUCCUACGACGAGGAGACUGUCUGCGCGGGGGACGGGAGAGGACAUCUAUCGGCCCAACCCCAGGAGCUCCACAUAGAACCCGCCCCCCCUCAGCCCAAGACGGCUGUCUCUAUCGCCUGUCAGACUGACGACGACCCCUGCUUUCCUCCAAUGAAGACGAUGUUCUACCCUCCUCUAUCCCGACACCCCAAUCCUCUCGCUGCUCGCCCCCCUCUCAGCCCACCCACGCUCGACAAGUUUCCCCAGCCGCUGGCUCCCUUUCCUCCGCCGGCUCCAUACCCCGGGAGGGAAGACUGGUUUGACCUUGUAGAUCCCUUUGCCUCUCCUUCCCCCUAUCCAUAUGGAGAGCUUCAGACACUUGAUCCAAACAUCAUGGCCCAGGGGAAGGGUGGUGGGGGGUCCCCCCCAGCCGGAGCCCCCAAAGCUGGAAACAAGCUGGACAGCAUGCUGGGUAGCCUGCAGUCUGACCUGAACCGGCUCGGUGUUCAGACCGUAGCCAAGGGGGUGUGUGGAGCCUGCAAUAAACCCAUCGCAGGACAGGUGGUCACGGCGAUGGGCAGAACUUGGCACCCAGAGCACUUCGUGUGCACCCACUGCCAGGAGGAGAUUGGCUCCCGCAACUUCUUUGAGAGGGACGGGCAGCCUUACUGCGAAAGGGACUAUCACCACCUCUUCUCCCCGCGAUGCUACUACUGCAACGGCCCCAUCCUGGACAAAGUUGUGACUGCGCUGGAUAGGACCUGGCACCCGGAGCACUUCUUCUGUGCCCAGUGUGGAGCUUUCUUUGGUCCUGAAGGGUUUCAUGAGAAGGACGGCAAGGCGUACUGUCGCAAGGAUUACUUCGACAUGUUCGCCCCAAAGUGUGGAGGCUGCGCUCGGGCCAUUCUGGAGAAUUACAUCUCAGCUCUGAACUCGCUGUGGCACCCCGAGUGCUUCGUGUGUCGGGAGUGCUUCACCCCGUUCGUAAACGGCAGCUUCUUCGAGCACGACGGGCAGCCCUACUGCGAGGUGCACUACCACGAGAGGCGUGGCUCGCUCUGCUCCGGCUGCCAGAAACCCAUCACCGGCCGCUGCAUCACCGCCAUGGCCAAGAAGUUCCACCCCGAGCACUUCGUCUGUGCCUUCUGCCUCAAGCAGCUCAACAAGGGGACCUUCAAGGAGCAGAACGACAAGCCCUACUGCCAGAACUGCUUCAUCAAACUGUUCAGCUAGAAACCUUGUGAGGGCGGGCGGUCAAACCUGCUUAGAAAACGAGCGCUUGAGCGCCUGGUCUUUUUAAAAGUGAUCGCCUUUUUUUAUUUAUUUUUUUUCUUUUCAAACGUUAGAAAUCUAUGUACACAGUGUAGGGGAUCUGUCAGAGCUGUCAGUGUGAUCUCUACUACAGAAGUGGUCUUUCUGAUACAGCUUCAAGUGUGCUGUUCUGACCCAAGCUUACCAAAUCGAUGGCAAUGGGCAGAGCAGUUCUCUCUCUCUCUCUCUCUCUCUCUCUCUCUCUCUCUCUCAAUAAGGUGCAUU
This is a messenger RNA of Polyodon spathula (Mississippi paddlefish), 1608 nucleotides long. RefSeq names its product paxillin-like. Gene Ontology annotation, biological process: transforming growth factor beta receptor signaling pathway; substrate adhesion-dependent cell spreading; endothelial cell migration. Bases 1 to 1305 code for a protein of 434 amino acids. The record is from RefSeq and is a predicted model, not a curated record. The transcript has 10 exons. Lineage: Eukaryota; Metazoa; Chordata; Actinopteri; Acipenseriformes; Polyodontidae.